AUGGAUGACAAGCCCAGUCCUGGAGCCGUAACAUCAGAAAAGUCACUAGAACUUGUUAUGAACGUGUUCCAAAGGCUUAAAGUCCCAGUUCAUCACACGUGGGGAAAUCAUGAAUUCUAUAACUUCAGCAGAGACUAUUUAACAAACUCUAAACUGAACACAAAGUUUCUAGAAGACCAGAUUGAACACCAUCCAGAAACUGUGCCUACGGGGAGUUUUUACGCUUACCAUUUUGUUCCAUUCCCUAAAUUCCGGUUCAUUUUACUCGAUUCUUAUGACUUGAGUGUCUUGGGCGUGGACCAGUCCUCUCCAAAAUACCAGCAGUGUCUGAAGAUGCUGAAGGAGCACAAUCCAAAUAUGGAAUUGAAUAGUCCUCAAGGACUUUCUGAGCCUCAGUUUGUCCAGUUUAAUGGAGGAUUCAGCCAAGAACAACUGAACUGGUUGAAUGAAGUCCUUACAUUCUCUGACACAAACCAAGAAAAGGUGGUGAUCGUGAGUCAUCUUCCCAUUUACCCAGAGGCCUCUGACUCUGUGUGCCUGGCCUGGAAUUACAGAGACGCCCUCGCAGUCAUUUGGUCUCAUGAGUGUGUGGUGUGUUUCUUCGCCGGUCACACCCACGACGGUGGCUACUCUGAGGAUCCUUUUGGUGUGCACCACAUCAACGUGGAAGGAGUCAUUGAAACAGCUCCGGACAGCCAGGCUUUUGGCACGAUUUAUGUCUAUCCCGACAAAAUGAUGUUGAAAGGGAGCGGCCGAGUUACAGACAGAAUUAUGAAUUACAGGAAGGAAAAACCUUUUCCACUUUUAGUCUGAUUUAUUUUAUCCAUAUAGAAAGAGGAGACUUAGCUUCAUGUUUGUGCUCCGUUACCCCACCCCUAACUCCUCUGUCUCAUUGGUUAGUAUUCUGUUGGUGUAACAAAAUGUAUUUAUGGCUUCAGUGUGUUUUGCUCAUAAGACAUUCUGAAGUCAUUUUGGAAUGUAUAUCCAGUGCUAAAAAUUGGAAAGAAAAAUCAAAGUGCCAUGAAUGAACCAGGGAGGAGACCGGGCAGGGUCGGGUGGGGUAUAGUCCUCAAAACAGACGUUAUUUUAGCCUUACCUGAGACUUUCAAAAAAUUUUUUACGAGAAUAUGCUCAUUUACUAGCUGUGUAACUUA
Myotis davidii is the source of this 1154-nucleotide messenger RNA. It is a transcript of the gene ADPRM, whose product is annotated as ADP-ribose/CDP-alcohol diphosphatase, manganese-dependent. Gene Ontology annotation, molecular function: CDP-glycerol diphosphatase activity; manganese ion binding; ADP-ribose diphosphatase activity. The record is from RefSeq and is a predicted model, not a curated record. Lineage: Eukaryota; Metazoa; Chordata; Mammalia; Chiroptera; Vespertilionidae. Bases 1 to 813 code for a protein of 270 amino acids. The transcript is spliced from 4 exons.